This is a messenger RNA of Penicillium cosmopolitanum, 1092 nucleotides long. RefSeq lists its product as uncharacterized. The coding region runs from base 1 to 1092 and encodes 363 amino acids. The transcript has a single exon. The record is from RefSeq and is a predicted model, not a curated record. Lineage: Eukaryota; Fungi; Ascomycota; Eurotiomycetes; Eurotiales; Aspergillaceae.
AUGGAAAUAGACGGAAUCGAGCCGCCCACCGGCUCGAAAGCAAGUGCCUCCACGUUUGAAGAACAGGCAACAUCCAAUUCAUGUGAUCAAGCGGGAGCACCAGCCUCAGAUGCUACAAAGAAUUCCCAUGGCGAAUCUAACUCGCCAGAGCUACCGCUAAACUCUAACAAAGUCGAGCAUAUCAAAACACUUAUUGAAGAGUCUCUGGACCAAAUGCACACAAGACUCGUGGAAAACGGGGCUAUGGUCUCUCCUCUUGGUAAGGCUUUUAUCUGCAUAUUGGACCAUGAAUCAGAUCUUUCAAAGAAGAAUGGCCAUGCCGGGGAAAUCAAAGAUGGAGAUGAUCCUAUCACAGGGUUUUUGAACCUCGUCUGUGUAAAAUUCAAACGACUUUCAUCUGCUCUCCCCUCUAAUGCGGUCCAAGGCCCGGGAGGGCUUAAUUUACUCCGGAUCUGUUGUGAAUGGAUUCUCUUUGAGACAUUGCUCUUCUCAUGCUUCGGGACCGUCGUUCGCCGAAAAUGGCUAGCCAGUCCAGCGCAGGAGCUGUACUAUGUGUCACGAGAAGGUGUUGAAGACUUUCAACCGCUUCCAUUGAAUGGUGCAAAGCCGUGGAAGGAUCUUCAGAAGACGGACUCCGCGCCUCUGGAGUCUUGGACAUUGCAACGCGGAUUCAUUGUCAAUGUAGAUACUGGAUACGGCACUUCCCUGGCCAAAGUAUCUGAUAUUCGAUGCCUGGACGAUGGACGCUAUAUCGUUGUGUAUACCUGGCUCUACACAAGAGACGAAAUAGCGGAAGAAUUUGAAGUUGAUGGCAAAUUAUCCACGCGUGAUCGAGCGUACCUCGAUAAAAGGUGGCCUUUGGGAAAUCGCUAUAGAUACAUGCUGAGCACUAACCGAACAGUAACUCUUUGGGAUACGGCCAUCGGCCAGGCUUCAGAGGAAAUGACUACCAACCUCUGUUGCAGUGCAAUCUACAGCACAACGCCUACUUCGCGGAGGAUCUGGAGUAUUGAGAAUCCACGGUACAAGUGGAUGAAGAGGAUCCUCAUCCAUGAGCCUCAUGAGCCUCGACUGGAAGACACCAGAGAAUGA